AUGGGGAUUCAGGAAGUGCCAGACAUGUCUACAUCUCUUGAAGAAGCACAUUCAUCAGAUUAAUUCAGUACAUCCUAUAAAGAAGUCCUUAAUGCUAGUAACAUGAAAAAGUCUGAAGUUUCUGGAGUCAUGACUAAAGCUGACAUCAAACCAAAAGCUAUACAUGAUGCCGAAAAAUGGUCACAUGAUGUAGAGAACUUAUACAGAUUUCAGCAAGCUGGAUACAGGGAUGAAGUUGAAUAUAAACAAGUAAAACAAGUUGAUACGGUAGAGUAUUGGCCAGAAACGGGAUUUGUUAAGAAACUUCAGAGAAGGGACAAUACAUUCUAUUAUUACAAUAAGCAAAGAGAAUGCAAAGACAGUGACGUCCACAAAGUGAAAGUUUAUGUGUAUUAG
Mesitornis unicolor (brown roatelo) is the source of this 396-nucleotide messenger RNA. It is a transcript of the gene MEIG1, whose product is annotated as meiosis/spermiogenesis associated 1. The record is from RefSeq and is a predicted model, not a curated record. Lineage: Eukaryota; Metazoa; Chordata; Aves; Mesitornithiformes; Mesitornithidae. The transcript has 3 exons. Gene Ontology annotation, cellular component: nucleus.